UCGAGCAGACAUCCGGGUCACGCGCCCUACAGAGCGGCCCACCGGCCAGUGCCUCCAUGUCCGCCGCGGUGCUCGUAGCCGCUGUUGUCGGCGGAGGUGUCCUGCUGCUCAUGCGCCGUUUGUUCCCACGACAGAAAGCCGCGCAGCUCCUGCGCUACCCAGCCGACGCCAUGCGGGGGAAGACGGUCAUCGUGACCGGGGCCAACUGCGGCAUAGGGAAGGCCCUGGCCGGGGAGCUGCUGAAGCUCCGCGCCCGGGUCAUCAUGGCCUGUCGGGACCGGCGGGGCGCCGAAGAGGCGGCCGAGGACCUCAGGAAACAAGCCGGGCCGGAGCAGGGGGAGGUGGUCGUCAAGCACCUGGACCUCGCUUCGCUCAAAUCGGUCCGGGCGUUCUGCGAGGAGAUCAAAGCGGAGGAGUCCAGGAUCGAUGUGCUCAUCAACAACGCGGGAGUCUACCAGUGUCCCUACACAAAGACAGAGGAGGGUUUCGAAAUGCAGCUGGGUGUGAAUCACCUGGGCCACUUCCUCCUCACCCACCUCCUGCUGGACCUCCUGAAGGCCUCUGCUCCCAGCCGCAUCGUCGUCGUGUCCUCCAAGCUCUACAAGUACGGCAGCAUCAACUUCGACGACCUGAACAGCGAAGCCAAAUACGACAAGGCCUUCUGCUACAGUCAGAGCAAGUUGGCCAACUUGCUGUUCACGCUGCAACUGGCUCGCGAGCUGCAGGGCACGGCGGUCACGGUCAACGCUCUCACCCCGGGCAUCGUGAGGACCAGCCUGGGCAGGCACGUUCAAAUCCCGCUCCUGGCGAAGCCGCUGUUCUACCUCGCCUCGCGGGUCUUUUUCAAGAGUCCGUUGGAGGGGGCCCAGACCCCGCUCUAUCUGGCCUGCUCCCCCGAGGUGGAGGGAGUGUCCGGGAAGUGCUUCGCUAACUGUGAAGAGGAGGAGCUGAUGGCCAAAGCUACGGAUGAGGAAGCAGCCAAGAGGCUGUGGGACCUGAGCAGCCGGAUGGUUGGACUCGCUGAUUGAGCGUGUUGCUGUAAUGUGGAGUGCGUGUUUUCUUGGUAGAAAGAAAUAAAGUGGCCCCAGACGCUGCUCUGAGAUGACUUGUGAGAAACUUCAAGCCACCACCUUUGUAAAUUGACCUAUUGUGGCAACAAAGUAUGUAGGGCUGCAACUAACGAUUAUUUUGAUAAUCAAUUAAUCGGUCGAUUAUUUCUUCGAUUAACCGAUGAAUCGGAUUAAAAAAACAGCAUUAAAAAGCUUUAAUUUACAACCCUUUAUUCUAAAACAGAACUGCAAAUUCACAUUGCAAAAAUACUUCAGAAAGUACAGAUUGCUCCUUGAACAUAAUCAUUUAUAAAAAAAAAAUAAACAAAAAAUACAAAUCAGAAAAUGUAACAGGAUUUGUUUUAACGUCAGAACUUGUUCUCUAUUCUACACUCAGAGUCUCCCUCACAAACACAAAAACACGCCCAUGUUCACUUGAAGCUUAUUCAUUAAAUAAUUACCAUCAUUGUAGUGCAAGUUAAGUAAAUGAAGUACAGCUAAAAAACAACCAAGUGCUAUAGUGCUAACUUUCAAUUAUCCUUUUAUUCAGUCUUUCUGAUUGAAUUGAGUACAGAUGGAGUUGACCUGCAGAAAGGUGUCUAAGGUUGCAUCUGUCAGGUGUCAAGUUGGGAGAAUCGAUUCGAAGUGGAGAAUCAAAGUAUUGAAUGGGUUUCCGAUGUAUCGGUUCUUUUUUUUCCUUUUCUGGAGAGAGUCACUUUCACCACAAUCCACCAGAUGUGUUGGCUGGCUGCUGGUAGGCGGGAGGAGGUGCAGGCGAAUAACAUGUUGAAUUAAAAUAGGGAGUCCCAGAUCCCUGCGUACUUACGGUCCUGCAAUCUGCUUGAUGUUUUUCACGCAUUGAUGAGAAUUCCAUUCGUGAACAUGUGACAUUUGAGGAAUAACGGAACAAUCUCUUGGCUCGUAUUUCCUGUCAACAACACAAAACACUUAAACAGUGAACACUUUCAGGGCUCUCACGUGUCACGCACGUGCAGUCUUUUACACAGUAGUUACCAACUCCUUGCCAACGCUUUCAAUAAUCGAAUUUUAUCGAUUCAUUGUUGCAGCCCUAGAAGCAUGUACAUUUGUGUGGGUUUGAGAAGAAAAUAUAUUUAAAGCUUUGAAUAAAAACAUGUAAAAAUGGU
This is a messenger RNA of Gasterosteus aculeatus aculeatus (three-spined stickleback), 2194 nucleotides long. It is a transcript of the gene rdh14b, whose product is annotated as retinol dehydrogenase 14b. Lineage: Eukaryota; Metazoa; Chordata; Actinopteri; Perciformes; Gasterosteidae. The record is from RefSeq and is a predicted model, not a curated record.